This is a messenger RNA of Ceutorhynchus assimilis (cabbage seed weevil), 1954 nucleotides long. The record is from the annotation of a GenBank genome assembly. Lineage: Eukaryota; Metazoa; Arthropoda; Insecta; Coleoptera; Curculionidae.
CCUAACCUCACAACUACUUAUAAAAUUUUAUGUUGGAUUUGUUUUCUAUUUCCAAUUUAUUAAUUUAUUAGUUUACAAGUUUACUUGAUACAAAAUGAGUGUUAUAAAUCAGAAGGAAUAUCUGAGAAAGUACCUCGGCUUGGGAAAAAAGUCUGGAGACAAGAAGAAAAAGAAAAAAACAAAAAAAAUCGCUGGAAAUGGGCUUAAAAUAGUCGACGACGACAUAGAUGUCAAUCUUAACGAAGAAAUAAAAGUAGACCUAACAGCAGACAAUGAAGAUGCCCCACAAAUUGUUUCUAUAAUUGACGAUAGACCGCCAUCUUUGAGAAUUGAUGAGAAAACUAAGGAUCAUUUAUGGCAACCCAUUGGAGCGUCAGAUGUUAGUUCUAGCUCAAUAACAAAUUUAAAAUUUGAGGGCAGUUUCAAGCUUUCAAAAGAUGUUGAUGGGGCGAAAAGUUUACUAAAAAAAAAACCUUCCAAGAAUGAGGGAUAUUCACCUGCGAGGAAAAUUAAAAUGGAAAGUAGCUGUGAUAAUAAUUCACCUCCGAGAAGAACAAAUAAAGAAUCUUCACAACCGAUAAAACAAAAUUAUGAUUCCUCACCUCCAGUAAGAAAAAUUAAGCGAGAACCUCCCGAUAACUCACCUCCUAGAAGCCACCACCAAAAUUCAUCACCAGGAAAAAGUCCUGAUAAUUCACCUCCUAGAAGACAGAGAAAAGAAAAUACACCUCCGAUAAUAGAAAAUGACUCAUCACCUCCAAGAAAAAUUAAGCGUGAAAAAACUCCUGAUAACUCGCCUCCUAGAAGGCGUAGAAGAGAAAAUUCACCACCAGGAAAAAGUCCUGAUAAUUCACCUCCUAGGAGACACAGAAAAGAACAUUCACCUCCAAUAAGAAAAAAUGAUGUUUCCUCACCUCCAAGAAAAAUUAGGCGAGAAACAACUCCAGAUAACUCGCCUCCUAGAAGAUGUAGAAGAGAAAGUCCACCAUCAGGAAUGAGUCUUGAUAAUUCAUCUCGCAGAAAAAUUAAGCAAGAAAAAAAUCCUGAUAAUUCACCUCCUAGAAGACACAGAAGAGAAAAAUCACCGCCAAAAAAAAGUCUUGACAAUUCCCCUCCUAGAAGACAUAGAAAAGAUAGUUCUCCACCAAGAAGAUCAAAAAUGGCAAAUGAUUCUUCACCUCCUAGAAGAGUUGCGGAUAGUUCGCCACCAAGAAAAAACAAAAAAUCAAGAUGGGCCGAUAAAGAACCGGAAGAUGGCAAAUUGAAGAAAACACUAGACGGUAAAACGGCAGGUCUUCAAAAUGCAGCAAAUUUAGUGCUCGAGACUCGAGCCUUAAAACAGCGAGAAGAUGAAUUAUUUAAAAACAUGAGUGCAGAUGUUUCUGGAGCUAAUGCUGCUACAAUAGUGAGAAGUAAAAAAAAGAAGGAAGUUGAUUGGGAAGAAGAGGAACGAAAAAAGAAAAGGGAAGAAGAAAACAAAGAAAAAUAUAAUAAAUGGGGAAAGGGAUUGAAACAAGUUGAAGAUAUAAAUGAGAAGAUUAAAAGUGAUUUGCAUGAAAUGAGUAAGCCACUUGCAAGAUACGCUGAUGAUGAGGAUUUGGAAAGACAUCUUAAAGAACAGGAAAGGGAUGGGGAUCCUAUGUUGGCGUAUAUAAGGCAGAAAAGGAAGAAAAAACAUGUCGAUGAAGGAAAACCAGUUACGCAGGAAUAUCAAGGCGAUGCGCCCGCAAAUAGAUUCGGGAUAAGACCCGGCUAUAGAUGGGACGGUGUAGACAGGUCUAGUGGCUACGAAAAGCAGUGGUUUCAGAUACAGAAUUCACGACAGGCCACCGUUGAAGAGACCUACAAGUGGAGCACCGAGGACAUGUGAAGAAUUAUUUUGUAUUUUUAUGUUUAUUAUAGAUGUAUGUAUAAAAUGUAUAAUUAAUUAAAUUUAUCAAUAAGAUUUUUGGAA